This is a messenger RNA of Fraxinus pennsylvanica, 1491 nucleotides long. Lineage: Eukaryota; Viridiplantae; Streptophyta; Magnoliopsida; Lamiales; Oleaceae. The record is from the annotation of a GenBank genome assembly.
AUGAGCUCCAACGCCUCCGACCCGAAGACUUUACCCGAAUUAUGCAUACCGUUGAAUCCGGAGAAGACCACGGCCGUCGUCCCCAACGAGAAAGUUUCUAGAGACUGGACUAAGGGAUCAAUAAGUGCUGUGUUGUCAAUUAUAGCAGCGUUGUCCAUAAUCUUUUUAGUUGGAAGGGGGGUGGAUAUUUAUCUGGGAGUGAGCACCUAUUCAUCAAUUGUUGUUGACAAGAGUUUUGGUGGGGACCUUUUACUAAUUGAUUUCAAUAUCAGUUUUCCAGCAUUGCCUUGUGAAUUUGCAUCCGUCGGUGUUAGUGAUUUCUUUGGCACUAAUAUGUUGGACAUAAGUAAAAUGGUUCACAAGUACCCAAUAUAUUCAAACUUAAAGCCUACUGGCUCUGAGUUUCAGUUAGGAACAAUUGCUGAAGAAAUUAAUUACGAUGAGCAAGUUUCUCCUUCACUCAACGCACAUAACUUUGACAAAAUUUCACAUCAGCAUCCUAUUUUGGUAGUAAAAUUCUAUGCGCCUUGGUGCUAUUGGAGCAAGCGCCUGAAACCUUCAUGGGCAGAAGCAGCCAAAACUAUAAGAGAAAGAUAUGACCCAGAAAUUGAUGGACGAAUUUUUAUGGGAAUGGUUGAUUGCAAUGUGGAAACGGAAUUAUGCAGAAGGCAUCACAUAGACGGGUAUCCAUUUAUUCGUAUCUUCCGCAAUGGAAGUGAUAUCAGAGAUGAAUGUGAUGAUGAUAGUUGGCACCAAUGUCAUGAAUCAUACUAUGGGAAACGAGAUACAAAUAGCCUAGUUAAGGCAAUGGAGGAUUUGGUUGCACCUAUUUCUUUGCAGUUGCAAAAGGUUGCAUCAGAUAGCUUGCCUGCCAAAAACAAAGAUGAUGCAAAAAAGCCUGCACCUUUAACUGGAGGAUGUAGAAUUGAGGGUAACGUAAAUGUGAAUAAGGUCCCUGGAAAUCUUAUCAUAUCGGCUAGUUCAGCUGCUCAUUCUUUUGAUGCUUCGCAAUUGAACAUGUCACACAUUAUUUCCCAUUUUUCUUUUGAUAAAAGGAAAUCUCGGAGGCUAAUGAGAGACAAGAAGCGAAUGUUGCACUAUUUUGGUGGAAGCCAUGACUGGUCAAGGUUGGAUGGCAAGUCAUAUAUCAGUAAUCCAAGUGAUUCAUAUGCAAAUAUCACUAUUGAGCAUUAUCUCCAAGUUGUGAAAACCGAGGUUAUGACAAGAUCCCAUAAAUUAUUCGAGGAAUAUGACUACACAACUCACAGUAGUUUUGUUCGCAAUCUUGAUUUCCCAGUUGCAAAAUUUCAUUUUGAGCCAUCGAAAAUGAAGAUCUUCAUCAACCAAUCGAAGUCCUAUUCGCGCUUUAUUACAAAUGUGUGUGCUAUACUUGGAAGUGUUGCUACGGUUGUUGGGAUAUUACAUGUAAUUAUGUACAACACGAUGAGAGCGAAAGCUUUUGACACAGAGUCAAAAUUAGUUGGUGUGUAA